AUGAAACUUGCAGCAAAUCAAAAACUUAUAUGCACUGAAUUACCACCAAAUGUUAAUUCCAAUGGUAUUUGGGAGAAUCUAAAAUCUCCUCCAGUUUUUGAGUAUCAAUUGCCAUUGUUACAGUUGCAGAUUCUUCUAAUUUUCUCUAUCACCCAAGGUUGUCAUUUGAUUCUCAAGCAUUUUGGGAUCCCUGUAAUCGUCUCACAAAUUCUUGCUGGGAUAAUUCUUGGUCCUUCUUUACUUGGAAGCAACACCAAAUUCAAAGAAACUGUAUUUACGAUUGAAAGCCAAGAUAUAUUAGGCACAAUAGCCAGUUUAGGUUACACGUUGUUCAUCUUUCUAUGUGGGGUGAAGAUGGAUUUAAGUAUGAUAUCUAAAACAGGAAGAAAAGCUUGUGGGAUUGGUUUUUUAUCUGUGACUGUGCCUUUGGUUCUUGGCCUUGGAAUUGAAGUAGCCUUGGAAAAAUCUUGGUUAGGAAAAGAUUUACCAGAUAAACUUUACAUAGUAACAUCAGUACUUUGUGCAACUCCAUUCGCAGUUGUCGCAACCCUUUUGAGCGAUCUCGAGAUUCUAAAUUCAGAACUUGGUCGAUUAGGAUUAUCUGCUGCUAUGAUUGGUGAAAUGGGUACAGUUGGACUUUUUACUUUAGCAACUUUAAUUACAGUGGUAAAAGUGAUUUCCGUUGGGAUGGCUUUUAGAACCCUAGUUUCUAUUCUUGCUUAUGUUAUUCUUGCCAUUUUCAUCAUUCGACCUGCGAUGUUUUGGAUUGUGCGACAAACACCAAAAGGAAGACCAGUUAAGGAUAUAUACAUCAUUAUGAUUGUUAUAAUGUUUUUUGUAAGUGGAAUUUUGUCCAACUCAUUUGGCCAACAGAUUUACUUUGGACCUUUUAUUCUUGGUUUGGCUGUACCAGAUGGACCGCCAUUAGGAUCUGCUGUUGUAGAGAAACUUGAUUGUAUAGUUUCAGGAAUUUUUCUACCACUAUUUGUUACUACAUCAGCUAUGAGAGCUAAGUUUGGAAGUCUUACGAUGAACAAAAAUUUGCUGACAGUUGAAGCAAUUCUAAUCUUUGUGACUUUGAUUGCAAAAAUACUGUCAUGUCUCGCAGCUUCAGUUUAUUGUAAAAUGCCUUUGAAUGAUUCUUUUGCACUAGCCCUCAUCAUGAGCUGCAAAGGCAUCGUAGAGUUGGCAACUUAUAAUACUUUAAGAGAUAGUCAGGAUAUUAAUGAAACCACUUUUACUUUGCUACUCACAGGCGUUCUAGUCACGGCAAGUAUUUUUCCUGUCAUUGUGAGAAAACUUUAUGACCCAUCAAGGAAAUAUGCUGGUUAUCAGAAAAGAAACAUCAUGAAUUUAAAACCGGACUCAGAAUUACGUAUUCUGAUGUGUCUUCAUAGUCCUGAUGAUAUCACUUCCGCAAUUAAUCUUCUUGAUGCCUCAGGUCCAACCCGUGAUAGCCCUAUGACUGUUACUAUUCUUCACCUUAUAAAGCUAAUUGGCCGAGCUUAUCCAAUCUUUAUAUCCCAUAACAUUCAGAUCAAAAGACAUUGCUUCUCUGAUAAUAUCAUAGUCUCAUUUAAUCAAUACCAACAAAGGAAAAUGGGAGCUGUAUCAGUAAACACAUUCACAGCAGUUUCUCCACCAAAAUUAAUGCAUGAAGAUAUAUGCACACUUGCAUUAGACAAACUUACAUCCCUUAUAGUCCUUCCAUUCCAUCGAAAUUGGUCUAUUGAUGGUAGUCUCGUUUCAGAAGAUAUAUCCAUUAGAGCCCUUAACUAUAAUAUCCUAGAACGAGCUCCUUGCUCUGUGGGAAUCUUGGUUAACCGCGGUAAUCUUAGACGAACAAAACAAUCAGAGCAUUCACGGGUUGCUAUCAUUUUCUUAGGAGGAAAUGAUGAUAGAGAAGCAUUGGCAUUUGCUAAACGUAUGAGUAAUGGCUCUAACAUUACCAUGACAAUUGUUCGACUCAUCGCGAAAGAGGAGGAUCAAAGUAGUCUAGUAACUUGGGAACAAAUUCUUGAUUCUGAGGCAUUGAAGGAUCUUAAACCUAAUGGUAUUACAAAUCAAGAUGUUAAAUUUAUACAAGUAGAGGUGAAAGAUGGACCUCAAACUGCAUAUUUGUUAAGAGAAAUGGCUAAUCAGUAUGAUCUUAUUAUAGUGGGUAGACGCAAUGGCGUAGAAUGUGCACAAACAAGCGGACUUUCUCAAUGGAGUGAAUUUCCUGAAUUGGGUGUUAUAGGAGAUUUACUAGCUUCAAGUGAUCUUAAUGGCAAGGCUUCAAUCUUAGUUGUACAGCAACAACAACAAUUAACUUAG
Jatropha curcas is the source of this 2316-nucleotide messenger RNA. Its product is annotated as cation/H(+) antiporter 4. Gene Ontology annotation, biological process: regulation of pH; proton transmembrane transport. Gene Ontology annotation, molecular function: antiporter activity. The record is from RefSeq and is a predicted model, not a curated record. Gene Ontology annotation, cellular component: endomembrane system; membrane. Lineage: Eukaryota; Viridiplantae; Streptophyta; Magnoliopsida; Malpighiales; Euphorbiaceae.